Messenger RNA from Lodderomyces beijingensis, 474 nucleotides. NCBI's taxonomy places the organism in Eukaryota, Fungi, Ascomycota, Pichiomycetes, Serinales, Debaryomycetaceae. The record is from the annotation of a GenBank genome assembly.
AUGACAGACAAGUGGAGAUCAAUAGACAUAGACGCCCUAGACCCCGACUCCCACCUCGCACCAGCUGACCUCUUCCCCACCUCCUCCGUCACUCCUGCCCAAUCGCACGCAGAUAUAACAGAUAUAUCCAACCAGAUCCGCACCCAGUUAUCCCAAGGCAACUUCGCCGCAGCAUUGCAGAUGGCCCUCGAUACCGCGCCCUACGCCUCAGAUGACCAAACAAAAGAAACGCACGCGCGCACCGUCUUUGAAACGCUAUGCUCGAUCAAGAAUAAUAAUGCCGACGUUGGUGUGUUUGUGAAGCUGUUGAGCUCGGAGCAGCGCGAUACGUUGAUUAAGUAUUUGUAUCGGUGCAUGGGCUCUACCUAUGGGCAGAAACAGGGGGCGUUGUUGUUGAAUUGGUUUGAACGGUGCGUUGAUGUUGUUGGCGUGGGCUCGAUUGCGAGGUUCUUGACUGAUCGACGCACUGUGUGA